GAGUGAUACUUCGCCCUUAACCAAUUGUGACUACUAGUGCCUCUUUUUUAAAAAAAAUGUCCUCUGUUAGCUGUGAAACCGUUCUCGAGUAUAAUGAUAGAGAAGAUGAUUCUUCUUCUCACUCUCAUUAUGGGUCUGAAGUAGAUAGUGCCCUAGAUAUAGUGAGGCGAGGCAGGCAGAUAUGCGGGUUGAUUCCAGGUGACAGGUUUGUCAUCAUGAGGGGUUAUUUGCUGACAAAAUUAUUUGAGAAUAAUGCCCAGCGCAACCUAGCAUCCUAUUCAGCCAAAAUAAGACGAUAUUUUGAGGCGAAAAAUGCCUUCCUGCAGCGUGAAUCAGAAAGAGGGUGUAUUUUCAACAUGAGCGGUAGAGUAACUAGAUCGCAGAAACAACCCUUGGAGACAGGGUUGAAAUUAUUUCAGCGCAAACGGGCUACGGACGGGCGUCCGGAUCUAAAAGGACUGUAUGACCAUUUGGACGAGAUCUAUUUUAAUAAUGAGCUCGCAAAUGCGGGCUACACGUUUCACUGGGGGCCGAAAAUGCCAUCCGCUUCGGGGUGCACGGAUUUGCCUAGGCGCGAGGUGCGCAUAAACUGGAAAAUACACAAGUUGCUUCCUGAAGAAGAUCUGAUCGGGACCAUGCUGCACGAGAUGAUACACGUGAAGCUAUUCCGGGAGAGGAAGGAUAUCGAUAGCCUGAAUCACACUGAGGUAUUCCAAAGAGAAGUGGACCGUAUCAACGCUAUUGGACCCUAUCGAGCGGACAUUAUUCACCAUCUUCCACAGAGGGUGACUAAUCAAUUAUAUUCGUACGUGUGGAGAUGUACAAGCUGUGCGUACAAGUUGCGGUUAUCAAGCUCUCUGACACCUGGUCUGAGAAAUGUCCAUUUUGUGCGUGGGCAAAAAUUUUGCGAUAACCCCUUGUGGGUCAAAGUCAAAUAAUUAGGUCAGAAAGCAAAACACGGGCCCUUUUCAUUUCAGUGCUCUUACUCAUUGUAAAAAAAAUAAAAUAAAAUAAAACGCAA
Leptopilina heterotoma is the source of this 1021-nucleotide messenger RNA. Its product is annotated as DNA-dependent metalloprotease SPRTN-like. The coding region runs from base 57 to 938 and encodes 293 amino acids. The record is from RefSeq and is a predicted model, not a curated record. Gene Ontology annotation, molecular function: single-stranded DNA binding; metalloendopeptidase activity; polyubiquitin modification-dependent protein binding. Gene Ontology annotation, biological process: DNA damage response. NCBI's taxonomy places the organism in Eukaryota, Metazoa, Arthropoda, Insecta, Hymenoptera, Figitidae. The transcript has 3 exons. Gene Ontology annotation, cellular component: nucleus.